ACUACAGGUGGCGGCAAUGAGCUGCGGACACAAACAAUCAGUGGUGACGAAGAAGACAGAGCUGACCGCCCGUUUGUUGUUCAGUACCAUGAAUGAUAAACACAACGUUUACACUUUUGAGGAUUAUAAAUGUUCACCCGAUCCAGUAUUCACAGUGGAGAGGGAAUGUCUGGAGCCUUGUCCGGCGCCGAUAGUGGUGGAUAACGGCUCGUUCCAGUGCCGCGCGGGCUGGGCGUCUGGUGUUUCUCAGCUGGAUGAGCCGCGGCUCGUGUUCAAGUCGGUAGCGGCGCGGAGCAGAGGAGCCGCUCGCAGCGAUGCGCACGUGGGAAAUGACAUCCCUAACCUCGAGCCGCUGCGCUGGACUUUCAAGAGCGCGUUUGACCGCAACUUGGUGGUUAAUUUUGACAUACAGGAGCUCAUGUUUGAUUACGUCUUCAUGCACCUCGGAAUAAGCACCCAGGGUCAUGUGGAUCACCCUGUGGUCAUCACCGAGCCACCCUGUAACCCACUUCACGGCAGACAGAUGAUGUCUGAGCUGCUCUUUGAGUGUUAUGGAGUGCCACGGGUGGCGUAUGGUGUGGACAGUCUAUUCAGCUUCUAUCAUAACAACGUCAGUGAUGGAGCAGGUCUGCCCUCGACAGGACUUGUGGUGUCAUCAGGGUAUCACUGCUCCCACGUGCUGCCCAUCAUCAAUGGCAGACUGGAUGCUCUCAAUUGUAAGCGUGUGAAUUUGGGUGGAGGUCAGGCCGCAUCAUACCUUCAGAGACUGCUGCAGCUGAAAUACCCUGCAAACCAGACUGCCAUCACGCUGAGCCGCAUGGAGCAGCUACUGCAUCAGCACAGCUAUGUUGCACUAGACUACCAGCACGAGCUGGAGAAGUGGCGAAGUCCUAACUUUUACGAGAGGGAAGUUCACCGUGUGCAGCUGCCAUUUUCAGGGCGGGCAGCUGGCGUUUGCGUGAGCGUCGAGGAGAAGAACGAGAGGAAAACGCAACAGCUCCGCCGACUACAGGAAAUCAACAGUCGCCGCAGAGAAGAGAAACUACAGGAAGACCAGAAACGACUGGAAACACUUCUGUCUGUGCAGGAGCUGCUGGAGGAUGGCUCUCUGGAACUGUUUCACAGGAGUCUGGUGGAGCUCAACAUGGACUCAGCUGAGGAGCUGCAAUCUUACAUCCAUAAACUCAGCGUGAGCGUGGAGCAGCACAGGCUCAUGAAGGCUGAGACUGCAGAGGUGGAGCAACCUGCAGAAGAUGGGAGUGAAAUGGUACCAGAUUUAAAUCAGGACAAUGAUGAGCCCGGCAAAACUACCAGUACCAUCCAGCCAUUGUUUAACAAGGCCGAGUAUCAUCAGCUGUUCGUGGGCACAGAGCGUCUGCGUGUGCCGGAGAUCUUAUUCCAGCCAUCUCUGAUCGGAGAGGAGCAGAUGGGCCUGAUGGAGACAAUGCAGUUUGUUCUGGAACAGUACCCGCCUGAACAGCAGGAGGCACUUGUGAAGAAUGUGUUUUUGACUGGAGGAAACCUGCAGUACCCCGGACUAAAAGAAAGAGUGCAGAGAGACCUGCUCGCAAUCAGACCCUUCCAGUCACAUUUUAAGGUGUCUCUGGCGAGACGGCCAGCUCUGGAUGCUUGGUUCGGGGCAUGUGAAUGGGCACUUACGAACCCUGCUGAAGCUCAGGGCUGGAUCAGCCGUCAUGAUUAUGAAGAGAACGGUGGGGAAUAUCUGAGAGAGCACUGUGCCUCAAACAUCUUCAUACCCAUGAAGCUCAAUAAACCAUCAUCAGCCACAAAACAAACCCUCAUGGGAAAAUGCUUGACAGACACAAGCCUUCCUGACACCACCAGCAAUGACAAGGACAAUGACAUUUCCCUGGUUUGAAAUGUGUUAUCCUGAUUGAUCGAGACUUCUGAAAGUUUGGACCUUUGAAACUGCAUGGCAUUUCAGUAGCCAUCAAAACAUUCUUGCAUAUCAGUUUGAGGCCUGUUUAUACAGUUGGCAUGUAUAUUUGACAAUAUUAUUAGUGAUCAGAAUUUUACAUUUUCUAGAAUACAGUGUGUUUGUUUAGUGUGUGUUUUAUUUGGUGUAUAAAGGAAGAGAAUUUCACAUUUACAAAUGUGAAGUGUUGUUGUUGUUGUUGCUGGUGUGUUUUGUCCAGACGCAGUGAAAUAUGAUUUAUUUCACAUGCUGUUCUGAUCUCACAAAAAGCAUAUGUAUAUUUUAUUCUAAUGCAGCCACUGAAGAGAAAUGCAAUUUCAGCUGUCAGGAAGAAAUGAGUAAAUUUUUUUUAAUUCCUCAAUUAUUUAUUUAUUUUUUUUUACUCUGCAAUUUCAG
Sinocyclocheilus anshuiensis is the source of this 2332-nucleotide messenger RNA. RefSeq names its product actin related protein 5 (gene actr5). The coding region runs from base 17 to 1879 and encodes 620 amino acids. The record is from RefSeq and is a predicted model, not a curated record. The transcript has 9 exons. Lineage: Eukaryota; Metazoa; Chordata; Actinopteri; Cypriniformes; Cyprinidae.